AUGGACAAUGACGAGUACGAGCAAAGUACCACUGUUCCCCAGCAUGCUCUUGUUUCGGAAGACGUUGAUUGGGAGUCGCACCCAGAAAACCCCCGAAACUUUUCGCUACAACGCCGCGUGGCGUCCACGGUUGCGGUGACUUUUCUAGCUCUUGUGAGCACUUUAGCAGCCUCGAUUUACAGUCCGGCUCAUGCAGAGGUCUCCGAGGAAUUCAAUGUUUCCGAAGUGGUGGCUAUCCUGCCGCUGGCGCUCUACAAUCUGGGUCUAGCAUUUGGACCUCUUGUCGGAGCGCCGCUCAGUGAAAGUUGUGGUCGAAAGGUAGUUUUCCUGAGUACGACCCCCAUUUUUGCAGCAUUCACCCUGGGAGCAGGUCUGUCACGGAGUGUGGCUGGCUUGAAUGUCUGCAGGUUUUUCGCAGGCGUUUUCGCUUCUCCAGCCAUCAGCAAUGCAUCCGCAACGAUCAUCGAUUAUACUGCCGGGCGGUAUCGGGGAGUCUCACUUGCAUUUUACUACUCGAUACCCUUCUUUGGAGCAGUCUCUGGAUGA
This is a messenger RNA of Exophiala aquamarina CBS 119918, 546 nucleotides long. RefSeq lists its product as uncharacterized. The transcript has a single exon. NCBI's taxonomy places the organism in Eukaryota, Fungi, Ascomycota, Eurotiomycetes, Chaetothyriales, Herpotrichiellaceae. Gene Ontology annotation, biological process: spermidine transport; spermine transport; transmembrane transport. Gene Ontology annotation, molecular function: spermidine transmembrane transporter activity; spermine transmembrane transporter activity. Bases 1 to 546 code for a protein of 181 amino acids. The record is from RefSeq and is a predicted model, not a curated record.